Messenger RNA from Telopea speciosissima, 1212 nucleotides. Its product is annotated as 18S rRNA (guanine-N(7))-methyltransferase RID2. The coding region runs from base 142 to 1014 and encodes 290 amino acids. Gene Ontology annotation, molecular function: rRNA (guanine) methyltransferase activity. The transcript has 10 exons. Gene Ontology annotation, cellular component: nucleolus. Lineage: Eukaryota; Viridiplantae; Streptophyta; Magnoliopsida; Proteales; Proteaceae. The record is from RefSeq and is a predicted model, not a curated record. Gene Ontology annotation, biological process: rRNA (guanine-N7)-methylation.
UAAAACCCUAGAACGCAAGGUUUUCUUUGUUUCUGCUUCCUACUGGUGCUCUUCUCUUUCCCUUUAACCAGUCUUCAUUUUGAGCUUCGGCUGCCUUCUUGAAUUCUGUUCUUAGGGUUUUCUAAUAGAAAAUCGAAAGAGAUGUCGUCGAGACCCGAAUUACAAGCGCCUCCCGAGAUAUUCUACAAUGAUGCUGAGGCUCGCAAGUAUACCUCCUCUUCUCGUAUAAUGGAGAUUCAGGCAAAACUUUCGGAGAGAGCAUUAGAGCUGCUUGCUUUGCCUAAUGAUGGAGUGCCUAGACUUCUGCUUGAUAUAGGUUGUGGAUCAGGACUGAGUGGGGAGACAUUGUCUGAGAGUGGGCAUCAUUGGAUUGGCUUAGAUAUUUCAGAGUCAAUGCUUGAUGUUGCAUUGGAGCGAGAAGUGGAAGGAGAUCUUUUGCUUGGCGAUAUGGGUCAGGGUUUAGGACUUCGACCUGGUGUUGUUGAUGGUGCAAUUAGUAUCUCAGCUGUUCAGUGGCUAUGCAAUGCAGAUAAGAAGUCUCACAAUCCAAAAUUAAGAUUGAAGGCUUUCUUUGGAUCAUUGUAUAAAUGCCUCUCAAGGGGAGCAAGAGCAGUAUUACAAGUUUAUCCUGAGAAUGUUGCCCAACGAGAGUUGAUCUUGGGUUUUGCAAUGCGUGCUGGGUUUGCGGGUGGUGUGGUGGUUGACUUCCCCCACAGUUCUAAGAGCAGAAAGGAAUACCUUGUCCUUUCUUGUGGUCCACCUUCUGUAAGCACGGCUCUUCCCACCGGGAAAGGUGAAGAUGGAGAGAGUUGCUCUGAUGAAGAUAGUGAAGAUGAAGAAAAUCAAACAGUCUGCAUUUCAGAAAGGCAUCGGCCAAGGAAAAAACUGAAACUAACAAAGAAAGUAAAGGGAAGACAAUGGGUUUUGAACAAAAAGGACCAGAAGAGGAGAAAAGGGGAUGCUGUUCCCCUCGAUACCAAGUAUACUGCUCGUAAACGAAAAGCUCGUUUCUAAUCAGCUUCCUUCCAAUUUCUGUCCUUUUCCAUUUGGAGGUUCUGUUUUCUUUUUGUCUUGUACUUUAUUUGGAAGUUUGCAUUUAUCACGAAUGGUGAAAAUUUUGUUUCUAUUCGUAGAAAGUUAUUUCUUUCUUCUGUGCAUUUAAAUUGCAUGUAACAGGUCCAACCAUUUUAAUCUAAUCUGAGCAAUAUAAAA